Molecule: messenger RNA, 1869 nt
Organism: Mesitornis unicolor (brown roatelo)
Lineage: Eukaryota; Metazoa; Chordata; Aves; Mesitornithiformes; Mesitornithidae
Gene: CDS1
Product: CDP-diacylglycerol synthase (phosphatidate cytidylyltransferase) 1
Exons: 16
Coding region: 1-1869 (622 amino acids)
Cellular component (GO): endoplasmic reticulum membrane
Molecular function (GO): phosphatidate cytidylyltransferase activity
Source: RefSeq, a predicted model, not a curated record
AUGUGGCUGAAAUGGAAGCGUCCGGUUUCUGUCCGGGCCCGCAGCAAAAGCUCAGCGCCGCUGAUCUGUCGGUCUGUGCGUUGCGGUCCCCUCCUUGCCAGUGUAGCCGGCAGAGCCAAAGAGCGUGUUUGGGCCAGUGUGGCAGCACGGGAUAGUGACCUGCUCCGGUUGCAUGAACUCAAACCCAAUGAACUUGAAAAUUUGCAUCCUGCGCCGUCUCAGCUUGUAUCCUAUGAGCUGAUCAGACAGGUCCUCUUGAAGGAACACGUGCCUUCAAAUGAAGAGAAGCAAAGCAAUGACCUCAUUGCAACAUCUGUUACAGACACUUGGGAUGUGAAUCAAGGAGAUGGGGGUGACAUGUUGCAUAGUGUGCUGGUUCUAAAAAGACAGAAGCUAUUUAAAACUGAAGAGGACGGUGUUUUCCCCGGUGUAAGGCUGGCGUCCCUGGAGAGAGCGGUUGCUGGGGCCGGGGCAGGGACCGAGGUCAGCGGCCGUGGCUACGGGGUGGGGGUGGCAGCCUGCAGCACCCUGGUCAGCGCCCGGCAGCCGCGGGACAGCCCCGACCCCCGCCCCCUGCCCACCGCCGCCUCGCGGUGUGGAGAAGUGGAUUUGGAAGAAAGACUUGGCGAGUUGGAUCUUAGGAAUGAUUCAGAUAUUCCUGAUAUUCCUCCACCAACAGACAGCACUCCAGAAAUCCUCAAAAGGGCUUUGUCAGGCUUGUCUGCCAGAUGGAAAAAUUGGUGGAUUCGUGGAAUUCUCACUCUAGCUAUGAUUUCUGGGUUUUUUCUGACCAUAUACCUGGGAUCAUUUAUGCUGAUGCUUCUGGUCCUAAGCAUCCAAGUGAAGUGUUACCACGAAAUCAUUACUAUAGGUUACAGGGUCUACCACUCAUAUGAUUUACCGUGGUUUAGAUCCCUCAGCUGGUACUUUUUGCUGUGUGUGAACUACUUCUUUUAUGGAGAGACUGUAGCUGAUUACUUUGCUAUGUUUGUUCAGAGAAGAGAGCAGCUUCAAUUCCUAAUUCGUUACCACAGGUUUAUAUCUUUUGCACUCUAUUUAACAGGCUUCUGCAUGUUUGUUUUGAGUUUAGUGAAGAAACAUUAUCGUCUGCAGUUUUACAUGUUCGCAUGGACUCAUGUCACUUUGCUGAUCACUGUAACUCAAUCUCAUCUUGUCAUCCAAAAUCUCUUUGAAGGCAUGAUCUGGUUUCUGGUUCCAAUUUCAAGUGUUAUCUGCAAUGAUAUUACCGCUUACAUUUUUGGAUUCUUCUUUGGCCGAACUCCAUUAAUUAAGCUGUCUCCCAAAAAGACCUGGGAAGGGUUCAUUGGAGGCUUCUUUUCCACAGUUGUAUUUGGAUUUAUUUUUUCCUAUUUUUUGGCUCAACAUCAGUACUUUGUCUGCCCUGUGGAAUAUAACAGUGAAACUAACAGAUUUGUGACAGAAUGUGAACCUUCAGAGCUCUUUCAGAUGAAGAAGUACUCUGUGCCACCAUUGCUUCAAGCUGUGUUGGGAUGGGAAAGAGUGAAUAUGUACCCGUUUCAGAUGCACAGCAUUGCACUGUCAACAUUUGCCUCAUUAAUUGGGCCGUUUGGAGGAUUCUUUGCCAGUGGAUUUAAAAGAGCUUUCAAAAUCAAGGAUUUCGCAGAUACAAUCCCUGGGCACGGUGGGAUAAUGGAUCGCUUUGAUUGUCAAUAUUUGAUGGCCACUUUUGUUCAUGUCUAUAUCACCAGCUUCAUAAGAGGUCCAAAUCCCAGCAAGUUACUGAAACAAUUGUUGAUACUUCAGCCAGAGCAACAACUAAGUGUGUAUAAAACACUGAAAUCUCACCUCACUGAAAAAGGAAUCCUGCAACCAUCUCUGAGGGGGUAG